This is a messenger RNA of Microcebus murinus (gray mouse lemur), 1968 nucleotides long. RefSeq names its product somatostatin receptor 4 (gene SSTR4). Gene Ontology annotation, molecular function: neuropeptide binding; somatostatin receptor activity. Gene Ontology annotation, cellular component: neuron projection; plasma membrane. Lineage: Eukaryota; Metazoa; Chordata; Mammalia; Primates; Cheirogaleidae. The record is from RefSeq and is a predicted model, not a curated record. Gene Ontology annotation, biological process: cellular response to glucocorticoid stimulus; neuropeptide signaling pathway.
GCGGUCUCUCGCGCUGCGCUCGCUCUGUGUCGCUCUGCCGCCGGGGCCCGGCACCCCCGGGCAUGAGCGCCCCCGCGACGCUGCCCCCUGAGGGAGAGGAGGGGCUGGAGACGGCCUGGCCCCCCGCAGCCAACGCCAGCCAGGCUCCCGCAGAAGAUGCGGUGGCGGCGGGGACAGGGGGCUCGGGGGCGGCGGGCAUGGUCACCAUCCAGUGUAUCUACGCGCUGGUGUGCCUACUGGGCCUGGUGGGCAACGCCCUGGUCAUCUUCGUGAUCCUUCGCUACGCCAAGAUGAAGACGGCCACCAACAUCUACCUGCUCAACCUGGCCAUCGCGGACGAGCUGUUCAUGCUGAGCGUGCCGUUCGUGGCCUCGUCGGCCGCCCUGCGCCACUGGCCCUUCGGGCCGGUGCUGUGCCGCGCGGUGCUCAGCGUCGACGGCCUCAACAUGUUCACCAGCGUCUUCUGCCUGACCGUGCUCAGCGUGGACCGCUACGUGGCCGUGGUGCACCCUCUGCGCGCGGCCACCUACCGGCGGCCCAGCGUGGCCAAGCUGAUCAACCUGGGAGUGUGGCUGGCGUCCCUGCUGGUCACCCUGCCCAUCGCCAUCUUCGCAGACACCAGGCCGGCUCGCGGGGGCCAGGCUGUGGCCUGCAACCUGCACUGGCCGCACCCGGCAUGGUCGGCGGUCUUCGUGGUUUAUACUUUCCUGCUGGGCUUCCUGCUGCCGGUUCUGGCCAUCGGCCUGUGCUACCUGCUCAUCGUGGGCAAGAUGCGGGCCGUGGCGCUGCGGGCUGGCUGGCAGCAGCGACGGCGCUCGGAGAAGAAGAUCACUAGACUGGUGCUGAUGGUCGUGGCCGUCUUUGUGCUCUGCUGGAUGCCUUUCUACGUGGUGCAGCUGCUGAACCUCUUUGUGACCAGCCUUGAUGCCACAGUCAACCACGUGUCCCUCAUCCUCAGCUAUGCCAACAGCUGCGCCAACCCCAUUCUCUAUGGCUUCCUCUCCGACAACUUCCGGCGUUCCUUCCAGCGGGUUCUCUGUCUGCGCUGCUGCCUCUUGGAUGCUGCUGGCGGGGCGGAGGAAGAGCCCCUGGACUACUACGCCACUGCUCUCAAGAGCAGAGGUGGGGCAGGAUGCAUGUGCCCCCCGCUCCCCUGCCAGCAGGAGCCCGUGCCACCAGAACCCAGCCGCAAGCACAUGCCCCUCACCAAGACCACCACCUUCUGAAGAGCCUUCACCACCCACCUGGCUUGGCCACCUCCUAAGGGGUGGGCACCACGUUACAGCCUAGCAGACUGCAUCUCCCGGAUGCUCAUCUAAGGACUACGACCUGUCCCUACCAAAGCCUUCUCCUUCCAGCAGUCGAUGUGCCAUGGCCAAGAGCAUCAGAUCCCCUCUGCUGUUCUCCUCUGCACAGAGCUCCAGCUUUAGAAGGAUGCCUCCAUGGGGGUAGGACUGCUCUGGGUACUGGGCUAGAGUAUUUAUUAAUCAUUCCUGAACCUCUGGCUGAUUUUCAAGGGGUGGGAAGCAGGAGGUGGCAAAAGAAUGGCCACCUGCCUAUGACUUGUUACAGUGACUGCUUGGGAACAGACUCCAGAGGGUGGAGGGGGGUAGUGCCCUCCCUCUCCGCAGACUCUCUGCCUUGUGGGGGGAGCACAGCAUGCAUAGAGAGACAGGGGAGGGAGGAAGAUGCCCCCAAGCUCACUCCCUUUGCAUCUAUUCCUGGGCUCUUGUUGCUAAGUGAGACUUAUGUGCAACAGUCUGGGGCACUUUCUUUGUCACCCCACCAAGUCCGACACCUGCUCGCAAUCACACGAGUCCCCCAGGUUUUCCUGGGCCAGAAGCAGUCUUCCUGUGAGUAGAAAAGAUUCGGAGCGACAUGACAUGGAGUUUGUUGCAAGACAUAAAACCAGGUCAGUAAUAAAAAACAGUAAAGAGAAUAAAAUCUCAUCUAGCUGCUAUGAUGUAA